Cryptomeria japonica (Japanese cedar) is the source of this 1271-nucleotide messenger RNA. RefSeq lists its product as uncharacterized. The record is from RefSeq and is a predicted model, not a curated record. Gene Ontology annotation, molecular function: DNA-binding transcription factor activity; minor groove of adenine-thymine-rich DNA binding. Bases 152 to 1066 code for a protein of 304 amino acids. The transcript is spliced from 2 exons. Gene Ontology annotation, cellular component: nucleus. Lineage: Eukaryota; Viridiplantae; Streptophyta; Pinopsida; Cupressales; Cupressaceae.
AGAGUCGAAGUCUAGAUAUAUAGCAAGGAGUCGAAGUCUUGAUGACAAUGGAAAUGGCAAGAAGAGAAGUUGGGAAUCUACAGGAGCGUGUUGUAUAGAGCAGCGAAAGAAAAGAAAGGGCAGCCAGACCGACCUGUGGGUUCAAAAAACAAUGGUAGAUAUUGAAGGAAUUGAUGCAGAAGUCCGUGAUGGACCAGAAUCCCAGUCCUCUGAUGAAGGGCAUAGUUUAGAGCAGCCAAGAAACAGGGCAAGAGCCCAAGGUGCAGCCGGGCCUAUUCCCCUCAUCUUGGCAAGAGAGUGUAACGUAAUUCGUUGCUUGAAUGAGUCCAGGAGGAGCAUUAACCACGAUGGAAUCUUGAUUUCGAUGGCUCGUGGGCCAGUACGCAAUGUAAUAAUUCGGCCUCAUUAUCAUCAGGCCCCCAGGAGUUUGGAAGGCACCUUUGAGUUGAUACAGCUCUCUGGUUCUCUUAUGCCUGGCAUCUGGAAUCAACCUUUGUCGGCUACUCUAGAAGGUCGUCAAGGACAAAUCAGAGGAGAUAUCUUUGGAGAGAAUCUGUGGGCAGAUGGUCGAGUAAUUAUUGUAGUUACUCGCUUAGCCAACCCUGUCUAUUUCAGCCUAUCUUCUGCAGCUCGCAAUCACCCUUCUUCUGCUCCACCUCCACCACCACCAUCUCAGACAAAUGUGAACCCUGCUACAGGUCCUCAUCAGCCAAGAAUGAUCAACAAUAUGCAUCCUAUUCCUCCCCCACCUCCACCUCCACCUUCAUCACCACCAUCUCAGAUAAAUGUGCACCCAGCUACAGGUCCUCAUCAGGGUAUUGUGGUUUCUUCUUCUGCUCCACCUCCACCUCCACCUCCACCAUCUCAGACAAAUGUGCACCCUGCUACAGGUCCUCAUCAGGUUAUCGUGGUUUCUUCUUCUGCUCCACCACCAUCUCCACCUCCACCUCCACCUCCACCAUCUCAGGCGAAUGUGCACCCUGCCACAGCUCAGCAGACUAUUCCACCCCCACCACCACCAUCUCAGGCCAUCAGCUCAUCACCCGGGUCCGCAUGGAAGUUGUGAAAUACUUCUUUCAAUUAUUUGGGUGAUUCUUUUUUGUCAAUCUUUAUUUGAAGUAUGGUUUCUUGACUUUCCCUUCUCAGACUGGCAGUUUGUAAUCUCCGAUCCAUAUUUACUUAUGAGAUGUAAAGAUUCAUACUCUCUUAUAAGAUGUAAAGGUUUUUUUUCCUUAUUGUGACUCUUACUAAUAAUGCUCUAUUUAUGUUUC